AUGCAAGAAAACGUCCCUUUCUUCCCGAAACAAGAAAACCCUCUUCACCACUUGUACUUCCGUCAAAACCCCCCCGCCCUCGAAGGAAUCGCCGUCGUCGUCGGCGAGCGCGUCCUCUUCGGCGCCGCCGCCGAUCCGCCGAGGAGCUACAGGGGCGUGCGGAAGCGGCCGUGGGGGCGGUGGUCGGCGGAGAUUCGCGACGGCUUAGGGCGGUGCCGCCACUGGCUCGGCACCUUCGACACGGCGGAGGAGGCGGCGCGCGCCUACGACGCCGCCGCGAGGAGGCUGCGUGGGUCCAAGGCGAGGACCAAUUUCCACGUUCCUUCCGUCCUCCCGGAGCAGUGUUCGAGCUCUUCGUUUCCGCAGAGGAGGAAGAGGAAGAGGGUAAAGACUGCCUCGGUUGUGACGUCGGCGGCGCACCUGUUUGGGCGGAAUCCGGCGGAGGAAGGCGGCGUUAGCUUGGUUUGA
Messenger RNA from Salvia splendens (bonfire salvia), 468 nucleotides. Its product is annotated as ethylene-responsive transcription factor ERF084. Gene Ontology annotation, molecular function: DNA binding; DNA-binding transcription factor activity. The transcript has a single exon. The record is from RefSeq and is a predicted model, not a curated record. Gene Ontology annotation, biological process: regulation of DNA-templated transcription. The coding region runs from base 1 to 468 and encodes 155 amino acids. Lineage: Eukaryota; Viridiplantae; Streptophyta; Magnoliopsida; Lamiales; Lamiaceae.